AUGGGGCCUGGGAACCAAACUUCUAUCAAAGAAUUUAUCUUUGUGGGACUCUCCAGCCAACGAAAGACACAGAUUCUGCUCUUUGUGAUCAUCCUCAUCAUCUACAUCCUGACUGUUGUGGAGAAUCUGGUGAUCAUCUUGCUGGUGCGAAUGGACUCUCAUCUCCACAUGCCCAUGUACUUCUUCCUGAUGAACCUCUCCAUCCUGGAGAUCUGUUAUGUCUCUGCCAGCAUACCCCAGAUGCUGGCAAACCUCCUGUCUGGAAGUGGAGUCAUUUCCUUUGGACGCUGUGCUGCCCAGAUGUACUUUGGGGCAGCUAUGGGUUGUGUUGAAUGCCUUCUGCUGGCUGUCAUGGCCUAUGACCGCUACUUGGCUAUAUGCUGUCCUCUGCUAUAUGUUGCUAUAAUGCACAGAUGGAGACAACGGCAGCUUGCCAUAGCUUCCUGGGCAGUAGGCUUCCUCAUUGCUACAAUUGAUGUGAGUUGUACCUUUCGCCACCCCUUCUGUGGCCCUAGUCACAUAAACCACUUCAUGUGUGAACAGCCAAUGGUGCUGAAACUGGCAUGUGGUGAUACCCGCAUCACCGAGGCAAUCAUGUUUGUAAACUCUGCAGUGGUCUUCCUUGGUCCCCUGUCUGUUAUCUUCACAUCUUACAUGCUCAUUCUGUCCUCCAUCAUACGAAUGCGGUCAUCUGCCAGUCAGCACAAGGCUUUCUCCACGUGCGGUUCCCACCUGGUGAUAGUUACCAUCUUCUAUGGCACUGCCAUGUCUGUGUACAUGAAGCCCCGGUCAGGUGGGUCCCCUGAUCUUGAAAAACAAAUUGCUGUCUUUUACGUUGCAGUUACUCCCUUGUUCAACCCUAUCAUUUACACCCUAAGGAACAAGGAUGUCCAUGGGGCUAUGGCCAGAGUGUUGCAAAGAAGGAAAUGUGAACAAAAUGGUUUAGCUUUGACCUCUUGGUGCAUUAGUUGA
Molecule: messenger RNA, 972 nt
Organism: Hemicordylus capensis (graceful crag lizard)
Lineage: Eukaryota; Metazoa; Chordata; Lepidosauria; Squamata; Cordylidae
Product: olfactory receptor 2D3-like
Exons: 1
Coding region: 1-972 (323 amino acids)
Biological process (GO): G protein-coupled receptor signaling pathway
Cellular component (GO): membrane
Molecular function (GO): olfactory receptor activity; G protein-coupled receptor activity
Source: RefSeq, a predicted model, not a curated record